This is a messenger RNA of Prunus dulcis (almond), 1162 nucleotides long. RefSeq names its product ubiquitin-conjugating enzyme E2 1-like. Lineage: Eukaryota; Viridiplantae; Streptophyta; Magnoliopsida; Rosales; Rosaceae. The record is from RefSeq and is a predicted model, not a curated record. The transcript has 6 exons. Bases 511 to 972 code for a protein of 153 amino acids.
CAAAAAGAGCCCAAACCGCCACCAACCAAACUCUCAAACCAGGGGCUCUCGGAAAAGAAAACGAUAGAACAAAUUUAAUUUAACAAUGGGAAACAAGAGAGCCCAGCUGCUAAGAUUAGUCAUAUCCAGCCAACAAAAUUAAGAAAGAAUAGAAUUUAGUUACAGAUGGAGAUAGAGAGAAAUACAUUAUACAGACGCACAUAGACAGAGACAAGGACACACAGCAGAGAGAGAGAGAGAGAGAGAGAGAGAGAGAGAGAGAGAGAGCUUCGAUUCCUUUCUUCUUUGUCAGAUUUCCAGAAACGGUUUUCAUCCCAAAUUCUUUCAUUCUCAUCCUCAAUUUCCCAACCUCACCCCACCAUUUAUUUUAUUCAUUUUCUUCCUUUAUUAAAAAAAGGGGAAAGAGAAGUCGUCCAAAUCUGUGUACCUUUUGCUUUACUAUAUAUACAUACAUAUAUUCUGCGAGGUUUUGGUCCACAAGGACUCAAAGCUCUCUGAUUUACAUCUAAAAUGGCGACGUCGGCUCAGCUCCGGCUCAUGUCCGAUCUCAGAACCAUAACAAGCGAGCCUCCUGAGGGUUGCAGCGCCAGCCCUCUGUCCGAUGAUAACCUGAUGGUGUGGAGCGCCACCAUAUUUGGGCCCGAGGAGAGCCCCUGGGAAGGUGGUGCUUUCAGUUUGAGGUUAACAUUUGGUGAACGUUACCCCGAGAAGCCCCCUCGGGUUCGAUUUACCUCCGAAAUGUUCCAUCCAAAUGUUUAUCAUGAUGGUACACUGUGCAUGGAUAUAAUUCAGGAUGCUUGGUCACCCUGCCACAAUGUAUCUACGAUUUUGACAUCUAUUCAAUCGCUUCUCACGGAUCCAAAUCCUGCAAGUCCGGCAAACAUCGAGGCCGCUCACAUGUAUCAGCAUGACAUACAAGCUUACAACAAGAGGGUACGCCGCUGUGCUCGUCAUUCCAUUGAUUCGUUGUAGUAUCUGUCUGGAAUUUGCCUCGUCUAUUUUUCUCCUAACUUUUGGAGAAAGCUUUUUAUUGUGUGUAUCAUGCUCUAUUUGUUGAAUGUAAUCAAUCAUAUAGAUUUUCUUUUCCUUCUCAUGUAUCAUUCAAACAAAGUUAUGUCAAUAUUUACACACGUCAAAUCGUGUUUUAAUUUCUUUUGGUGGA